Balearica regulorum gibbericeps (East African grey crowned-crane) is the source of this 2475-nucleotide messenger RNA. The record is from RefSeq and is a predicted model, not a curated record. NCBI's taxonomy places the organism in Eukaryota, Metazoa, Chordata, Aves, Gruiformes, Gruidae.
UUCAGCGGAGGCUGUGGAACUGUUCUUCCUUGGCUCCUGCUACGUGAGGUCAGCUAUGGAACAUGCUCAAGAAAAUGAAGCAUGUCUUGAGCAAACCCAGAGGUAUUGUGUGGAGAGACCAAUAUAUAACCAAGAGCUCUUACAAGGACAGCUGCACAGACGAGAAAGAACACCUCAGACUUUAAGGCAGAAGAUUGCACAUUCUUGUCGUUGUUCUUCUAAGAAAGCCAAGUCUCAUCUUUACAGUUUCUUACCAAUCUUAAAAUGGCUUCCCCGUUACCCAGUGAAGGAGUACUUAUUAGGAGACAUUAUCUCAGGUAUAAGCACUGGGGUUAUGCAGCUUCCUCAAGGUUUAGCCUAUGCUUUGCUGGCAGCUGUUCCCCCAGUAUUUGGCCUAUAUUCUUCAUUUUAUCCUGUUUUUCUAUAUACUUUUUUUGGAACCUCCAAGCACAUAUCAAUAGGCACCUUUGCUGUGAUUAGUAUGAUGGUUGGCGGUGUUGUUGUGAGACAAGUACCUGAUGAAAUGAUUUCUGUAGGCUAUAAUUCUACUAAUGUUACAGAUUCCCUUGAAUACACCAAGAGGGUGCAGGUAGCUGUGACUCUCGCCUUUCUUUCAGGAAUUAUCCAGUUGUGUUUAGGUCUCCUUCGAUUUGGAUUUGUAGCCAUCUAUCUAACGGAGCCUCUGGUGCGAGGAUUUACUACUGCUGCUGCGGUUCAUGUCUUUACUUCUCAAUUAAAGUAUCUCCUUGGCAUUAAAACUAACCGAUACAGUGGACCCCUCUCAGUUGUAUAUAGCAUAGCUGCUGUGCUUUCAAAAAUAACGACGACCAAUAUUGCUGCAUUGAUUGUUGGAUUAACAUGUAUUGUUCUAUUGUUGAUUGGCAAGGAAAUCAAUCUCCGUUGUAAGAAGAAGCUCCCAGUUCCUAUUCCUAUGGAGAUCAUUGUGGUAAUUAUUGGCACAGGAGUUUCAGCUGGAAUGAAUCUGAAUGAGUCAUAUAGAGUGGAUGUUGUUGGGAAUAUUCCUCAAGGGUUACGUGCGCCAGCAGUUCCUGACAUUCAGCUCAUCCCAGCAAUAUUUGUGGAUGCAAUAGCAAUAGCAAUAGUUGGAUUUUCAAUGGCUGUAUCAAUGGCCAAGAUCUUUGCCCUUAAACAUGGUUACACCAUUGAUGGGAAUCAGGAACUUAUUGCCUUGGGAAUAUGCAACUCUGUGGGAUCAUUUUUCCAAAGCUUUUCAGUCACUUGCUCCAUGUCUCGGAGUCUCGUUCAGGAAAGCACUGGUGGGAAAACUCAGAUUGCAGGUGCACUCUCUUCAAUUAUGGUUCUGUUGGUAAUUGUGGCUAUCGGAUACCUCUUUGAACCACUUCCACAGACAGUGCUAGCUGCAAUUGUAAUGGUGAACCUGAAAGGAAUGUUUAAACAGUUUGGAGACAUCGCACACUUCUGGAGAACCAGUAAGAUUGAACUGGCCAUCUGGGUGGUAGCUUUUGUGGCUUCUCUUUUCCUGGGACUAGACUAUGGUUUGCUUACUGCAGUAGCAUUUGCAAUGAUAACCGUUAUUUACAGAACACAAAGCCCUCAAUACAGAAUCCUUGGUCACAUUCCUGACACUGACAUCUACUGCAAUGUGGAAGAAUAUGAAGAGGUUAAAGAAUAUCCUGGAAUAAAAGUAUUUCAAGCUAAUGCAUCACUUUAUUUUGCCAAUAGCGAGUCAUAUGCAAGUGCACUGAAGAAAAAGACUGGAGUGGACCCUUGUGCCAUAUUAGCAGCAAGGAGAAAAGCCCAGAAGAGGCAUGCCAGGGAAAUAAAGGCAGCAGAUGAACUCAAAAAGAAAGCUGUAUUGAAACUAGUGAGUUCUUUGACUAACGACAUGGAAGCAAGUGUAAAACAUGAGAUAGCAAAUGAUGAGUUACCUGUAAAUGGCAAAUUUGCACCUGCAGAUGCAAGUGUCCAGGACAUGUCUCCUGAUGAGCACGAACACUUUGUGGAGCCCAAAACAAACAUCCACUCUUUAAUUCUGGAUUUCACCCCGGUGAACUUUGUGGAUUCAGUCGGAGCAAAAACAUUAAAAUCGAUUAUAAAAGAAUACAAAGAAGUUGGUGUCUGUGUCUGUAUUGCCAGCUGUAGCGGCCCUGUUAUGAAUGAGCUGACAAGACUGAAUUUUUUUGAUAACACAGUAACAAGAGAGUUGCUGUUCCACAGUAUCCACGACGCUGUCCUUGCCUGCCAAGUGAGGGACAGCUCUGCUUCAUGGACUGACUUUCACCUCUGAAGGAUGGCAUCGUGUGGAACGGAAGCCAGAUUUAUGCUGAUAGAGACUCUUUCCGAAUACUUCAUUUGCACAGUUUAAAGAGAGCCUGAGGCUGUUUGGAUCUACGGGUACGGGGUGGUGCUUAUUUUCUGUAGGAAGAGUGGAUAAGGAAUUGGAAGCCUUCGUGCUCUUGAAUUUUUUUCCUUCAAUCAGGGUAUAGCCUUCCA